CACCGCGAUAUCCGCUUACAUCAGCCAUAGGCAUCAUCAAUUGUGACACCGCGCGUCCUUCGAGUCCCCCACCAUGAGCGAAAUGGAAGUUGAAACUGAGCUCCCGGUUGUACUCCCCUCCUCGACACUCUCGGGAUUAUCCCUCUCCUUGCAUCCUCUUCCCAUUCUCAACAUCUCUGAGCACUUGACACGGUUAAAGCUACAGAGAAAUACCAACUCACCUUUUGUUCUCGGGGCUCUCCUGGGCACACAAAACGGCCGUGAAGUGGAGAUCGUCAACACCUUCGAACUUGCCGUUGACCUCGAAUCCGAAUUAGUCGACCACGACUUUCUGGUUCUGAGACGUGACCAGUAUAAGCAGGUGUUCCCUUCUCUGGAAUUCAUCGGCUGGUAUACUGUCACAUCCAAGCCCACUGCGCGCCACAUCGCGCUACACGAGCAGUUCACGGGCUACUGCUCCACGCCUUUGCUUCUCACUCUACAACCCUCCGCAACACUCGCGACCUCUGAUGCCCAUGGGCAGACACUCCCCCUCAAAGCGUACGAACCUACGAUCGAACUCCGGGACCGCAAGUCUCGAUCUGUCUACAUCGAAGUGCCCUACAAUGUCGAGACCGGGGAGGCCGAACGUAUCGCCGUGGAUUGGACGGCCCGUGGCGGAGGCAGUGGCACAAGCUUGGAAUCCCACCUUCAGACACAAAGAGCGGCUGUCAAGAUGCUGCACGACAGGAUCAUGGUGCUGGUGAAAUACGUGACCGACGUCGUUUCAGGUCAGGCGAAGAAAGAUCCUGCUACGCUACGCUCACUUGCCGCGCUCGUUGCAUCACUCCCUGCUUCUGAAAACGUAUCCUUCCGCGAAGAAUUCGAAACGGAAUAUGAGGAUGUCCAGCUGACCGCGUUUUUGUCAUCCUUGACCAAGUCUGCGAACAUUCUCAAUGACCUGGUUGACAAACACCUUGUCGUUUCGAGCAGCAAUAGCGAGCGAGGUCCGGGUGGUCCCAGGCGACGAGGAAUGGGAAUGGGAAUGAACCGGCAAACUGACUGGGGGCACUGA
Mycena citricolor is the source of this 1054-nucleotide messenger RNA. The record is from the annotation of a GenBank genome assembly. Lineage: Eukaryota; Fungi; Basidiomycota; Agaricomycetes; Agaricales; Mycenaceae.